Caenorhabditis sp. 36 PRJEB53466 is the source of this 2246-nucleotide messenger RNA. Lineage: Eukaryota; Metazoa; Nematoda; Chromadorea; Rhabditida; Rhabditidae. The record is from the annotation of a GenBank genome assembly.
AUGGCGACAGAAUCUGGUGGUUUAUCGAAAGAAGAGUUUAUACUCGUUCAGGAGCAGCUCCUGCAAUUGCGAAAUGAGAAUUACGAGCUGCGGGAGGAGAUCAGGAAGAAGAAUCAGGUGCAGCAGCAGCAGAGUUCGCCCAAGAGUGAGGCUCUUCAGUUUGCCAGCAAGGUUUGUUGGGAUUUUGAUGUGUUGAAUGAAUAAUAGUCGUUUUAGCUAAUCAAUAGAGCAUCAUCUUCCAAAAAAGAUGAAAAAGACGGAGAAAUUGAGGCGCUUCGGAGGAAACUUGAGACUCAGGAGCAAGAGUUUCGUCUUCAACAGUCUACGCUUUUCGAGGAACUCAAAACUGUAAAACUUAAAACUGAGAACAACAAAAGGAAAUUCAUUUUUGCAGCUGUCGAAUCAAAAUGAAACAUUGAAAAAUCAGAUGGCAUCUUACACAGAUCACCCACUGGAAAAAGAGGUCGGAAGGCCAGUGAUAAAUGUGACAGAGCUGGAAGACGAGAUCAGAACUCUAAAAGAGGAAAAAACGAUGCUUUGUGACGGUAAAUUUUUGAUAAUUUCAUCUGAAAUUCGAAUAAAACGAAUAUUCAAGCAGAGUGUCGUGAUUUGUGUGUAGAUUGUGAUUACGUAGCAAGCCUCACAACUUACGACAUUUUGUAUAAAGAAAGGAAACGACUUCUUUAUUACAGAAACAGUUCCAGCGCUCAACGAAAGAAUAUCACAUCUGAAAGAGCAAGUGGAAAACAAUGAAACACUCAAUAUCCAACUGGAGGAUCGGCUCUUGGCACUCAAAUCCGAAAAUGAAGAGCUCAAAAAGCAAAGUGAGUUUUCUUGGCCGUUUUGUUUCUAUUCUGCAUUUCAGAAGGCUCAUUUCAAUCUGAAUUUGAUAAAAAAGAAGAAAUACUCAAAAACCUUCGUGUGGAAAACUCGGAAAUCGUCAGCAAUUCGGAUUCUCGAGUGGAAGAGCUGAACAGUAAGAUCACGAGAAUGGAGGAGGAAAAGAACAAUAAUGCAGUGGAAAGACUACAAUUUCAGCAGGUUUUCCGACUGCUAAAGCUGUAAAAACAACCAGAAAACGUAUUUCAGGAACUUUCCGAGCAAUCCAGCCAGUUAGAAUCUUUGAGGGCUGAAAAUCUGAAAUUGAGCGAAAAAGUGAAGAAACUGCAAGAAAACUCCGUGGCGGUAGAGGAUAUUCAGGCCGAACACGGGAAAAAGACUGGAGAACUGAAAAAUGUAAGUGCCCUGUUCUUUUCUCACAUAUUUCUGCGAUUUCCAGACGAUUUCCGAGCUCACAACUCAACUCGAAGCUCUCAAAUCGGAAAACCACAGUUUGAGUGCGGAAAUUCAAAAAUCUUCCGAGGAAUCCGCGAAAAACCAAGAAAAACAGCUCGAAGAUCGAAUUCUGCUUGUCGAGACUCGUUAUCAGCUAGAAGUUGACGAUCAAAAAAAGAGGUUCGACGCCGAACAAGAUCAAUUACGCCUGCGGAUCACAAGUCUCGAGGAGAAGUUGAGGGCGAGCGACGAGGAGAAGAAGUUGGCGGUGAAAAAGCAGACAGCGCUGGUGAAAGAGCUGCAGAAGACGUUGAAGGAGGAGCGGAAACGGGCGGAUUCGUACGAGCGCAAAAGUGAGGAAAGGGCCGGAUGGCACGUGGUACCGCCCGAAAAUGAUGGUCACAGUCAUCAGGUGAGCACAGACUCUGGGGGUUCUAGAAGGAUUUUGAGAGAUCUCAGACGUUCGACGGCAACGAAAGUGUGUCUUCCCUCUCGGCGAUCGAGUCGGAAAACGUGGAAUUGAUCACCAGACUGGCCAGUUUGCAGAAGAUUCAUUCGGAAAACGCAGACACGGUUUGUCGGGGAUUUCAGUUGAAAAUACAAAAAUUUUCUUCAGAUUCUGCAAUUGGAGUCGGAAAAUAGCCGUCUCCGACGAGAGGUGACCGAAAAAGGCGAGCUGAUCGAGAAUCUGAUCCGGGAGAAGCCGCUGGGUCCGGCUUUCCAGGCUCAGCAGAACUCUGCGCUCACCCCGAAGCUCGAGGUGUCCUUCCGGAAGCUUCUGAACACUUUGAGCCAAGAUUCGAGCACUUCCGACGUCCGCGAGAUGAACAAGAAGUUGCAGAGAAUGCUCGAGGAGACGCUCUCCAAAAAUAUCAUUCUUCAGAGGGUAAAUUCAUUGAACAUUGGUUAGAUUUCUGCAAAAAUUCGAUUUUUAGGACCUGCAAACGAUAAUGGAACGGACAGGCCUUUGA